AUGCAUCGGGGCCGAAAUUGGACCAUUAUUUUGGUAGGGAAAAUUUUUUUUCAAAAAAAAUUUAAAAAAAAAUUUUUUUUUGCAGAUUUUAUCCACAUUUUUCUCAAUGUUUUUGAUAUUUUCAAAUUUGAAAAAUUCGCCUCAAAAUCUGAGGAAUUUUCACGAAAAUUCUGAAAAUCAGGAAAUUUUUGAAAAUUCUCAGAAUUUUUCCGAAUUUCUGCAUCAUCCUUUUGAUAAUUUUUGCAAAUUUCCUCUACAUUCAACUUAUGCAAAAGAUAUUAUGGUGAGUUUUUCAAGGGAGGUUCACUGACGCAUUUUUUGUAGCUACAAGAAAUGCGUCAGCAAUAAUUGCAUAAAACUACAAACUCCCAGGUCAAACUAGAAUAUAGUUCCCCCCCCCCUUAUUAUUCAUGCAAAAAAGAGUAUAUCUCUCUCUUUCUCUAACACUCUCUCAUUUUCCCACACUCUCUCUCUCUCUCUCUCUAUUUUUUUCUGCAAAAAUCGCGCCAGUGGGGAUUUUGCUGACGCAUUUUUUGUAGAUCUCGACCAAUCUGAACAAAUAAUGUACUUUUGGAAAAAAGCUGUGCAAAUUGUUCGGCCAAAAGAUCGAGAAAUGCGUCAAUGGGGGUUUUGCUGGCGCGUAUUUUGUAGCAAAAAAACCGUUCCUGACUGAAAUUUCACGCUGAAUUCGAUUUUCAGACUCCCGAUCAUUCUGGAACCCGUCUACGAACUCUAAAAUGCAAUUUAACCAAUGGAAAUGAUAUGGCAACAAUGGAUUCACAAGGAUAUUUAUACAUUUAUGCAAAAUAUUCACAAUAUCCAAUUUUAAACAAAACUUUCGAAUGUGAUAUUAUUUCCAUUGAAGGCGGAUUGCGAAAUGAAACUGCAAAACAGGGAAAAAAAGAUAUACAAGAGGUGGAAGUUGUGAAAAAUGUGAUGCAAAAUAUGCGCCUUUGGGUGAAUGCUGACGCGUUUUUCGUGCGAUGUUUUGAUCGUGAUGAGGAAAAAGGCAAUUUAUCGGAUGUUUUGCUUUGGGAGAAACCUUUUGCUGGUUUGGAGGAUCGGAGUUUACCCAAAUAUCAGAUUUAUACCCGGCCCGAUCUUGAAUCAAUCAAUAAUUAUGGGAAUCCACGUCAUAAGCCAAGAAAGUCGGAAAAAUCGAUAAAUCGAUAUUCGAUCGAUAUUUUGGGAUUCGAUUCGACGUCGCGCACUCAAUUUAUGCGACAUUUACCAAGAACAACUGAAAUUAUGCAGAAAUUGGGAUAUCAUUUUUUGUAUGGCUAUAAUAAGGUGAGCGGGUUUUUAUUGGCAAUUUUCGCUGGGAGAAAUCUGUGCACGCUUAGUGUGGAGGUAGCGCGCUGAAAUAGUAAACGCAGCUGUUUUGCUGACACGGGUUCGGUCCACGGUGCGCGCGAACUUUUUUUUUGUUUUUUCUCUGGAGAAUCAGAGCUGUUUUCUAUUGAAGAAAUGUGAUUUUCUUUUUCCACGUGGAAUUACAUUUUGAACUUAACAAUUUCUGAAUUUCUAAAAAAAAACGAAAUGAAUCAACAACGAAAUUUGGGAAUUUCGAGAAAAUUUUGUGGAAUUUUUGAAACAGUGAAUUUUUUGAGAAAAAAUUUUAACAUUUUUGUUUCAAAUUUCACUCUGAUUACAAAAUUACUCUGAAAUUUCAGAAAAAUUACAGAUUUCAAUAAAAUUUAGCUUUCUGAAAAAUUACAGUGUAGAAUUUGCACUGAAAAUUCAAAACCACCAAAAAAUAUGUGCAUUUUUUGAAACAGUGAAUUUUUUUUUCUUAAAAAAAAUAUUUUUUUUUUCCAAUUUUUGCCACGUGGAUUCUCCCAAAAAUGUCCAAGCUACAAAAUUCGCGCCAGCUAAACCCCUGCUGACGCAUUUUUUGUAGAUCAACUCCACGUUCAAUUUAUUUUUUCUUUAUUUGUUCUUCCCACUCGAUCUUUUGAAAUUGCCAAAAUUUGCACAGCUUUGUUAAUCAAAUUUUUGCAAAAAUUAACACAUUUUUCGGGGGUUGAUCUGUGAUGCUACAAAAAUUGCGUCAAGGGGAGAUUGACGUGAAUUUUGAAGGAAAAAAAUAAAAUAAAACGUGACCCAGAAAAAAAGCCACAAACAAAAAAUUUCGAAAAAAAAUCAUUUAAAAAUUUUUGAGCUUGAAGAAAUGACAGGUUAGUCUGAAUUCUGAAAAUUCUGAAAUUAAUUUUUCAAAAUUUUUUUUCCCCAAAAAUUUUCAAAAUUAAUUCCAGGUCGCUGACAAUUCGAUGGUAAAUUUGGGACCAAUAUUAAUUGGCGAUAUGCCAGAAGCCAUUUCAAAACCGAAAUUCGAUGAAUCUGGAGAUAUUAAUUUGGAUUGGAUUUUGCCACAAAAUGAAUCGAUGGAUCCGACAAUGUUGAAAUUCUUGUGGAAAACUAUGAAAGAAAGUGAGUGAGGAGGAUUUUUUAGGGAAAAUAAUUGAUCUAUCAGAAUUCCGAAACACCACAAAAACUAUGAGAAAAUUUUGAAACAGUGAAUUUUUCUACGGAAAAAUUUUUGAUUUUUGAAAAAAAAAAAUGUUUGAAUUUUAUAACAUGGUACUCAGAGGAACGAUCAAAAUUUUAGUUAAUUCUCAAAAAUUCUGAUAUUUUUGAAACAGUGAAAAAUUGUCAAUUGCAAAUCUGAAAUUCUGUGAUUUUUUGAUAAUCCUAAAGUAUACAUACGAUUUCGAUUAAAUUCAAAACCAACCUGGAUUUUUGAGAUAAUUUUGAAACAGUGAAUUUUUUUUUUGAAUAAUUUUUUGAGCCUGAAUUUUUUGUCAUUGAAUUUUUAAAAAUGUUCUCAAAAGUUGUAGAAACUUUGAAACAGUGAGAAAUCUAGAAAAAUUUAAAUUUUCUGUGAAACUUGAAUAAACAGCACAAAACUGAAUCUCGGUAAUCCACGAAAAUAAUGAGAAAAUUUUGAAACAGUGAAUUUUUCUGAAUAAAAAUUCUGGGAUUUUCUCAAAAAAUAGCAUUUUUAUAGCAAAAGGCUCAUUCGAAGUUAUAUUAGAUUUAGAAAUUUGCCCAGAAAUUCAAGUAACUUUGAAACAGUGAAAAAUUUCAUUAUUUUUGAAAUGAAAAAAAAAAUGAUAAUUUUCUGCGAACAAACCUCUUGAAACGGAAUUCCUGAAGUCCCCUAAAAUUAUCAAAUAUUUUUGAAACAGUGAAAAAUUAUCUGACAAUAAUUUGAAAUUAAAAUCUUGAAAUUUCUUGGUUUUCUGAUAAUUCUAAGAUAAAUGUUGAAUAAAAUCAAAAAACAACCUAGAUUUUUGAGGUAAUUUUGAAACAGUGAAUUUUUUGUGAAUGAUUUGCGAGUCUCAAAAUUGUUGAUAAUUUUUUUUCAGUGAAUUAAAUAUUAAAUUUAAAAAAAUUCUCAAAAAUUUCACAAAAUUCUGAAACAGUGAAUUUUUUUUCCGGAAACUUUUGUUUUCAAUUUUUUUCGAUGACGAAGUAAGGCGAUGAUGCAGAUGAGUUUCUCCUCCGAGGAGAAAUGAGGAGAAAUGGGGCGAAAUUCGAAAAAUACAUUGUUUCCCCUUCACGUGCAACACGUUUCUCCUCUUUCUCCUCAAUUAGCCCCGAGGAGAAACUAAUCUGCAUCAUCGCCUAAGAGAGCACAGCUCAAAAAAUCCACAAAAAUUCUACAAAUCUUGAAACAGUGAAAUUAUGUAAUGCAGAUUUUUUCGAAUAUUUUGGAUACCCAUUUUUGAUUUUAGUCUCAUUGUCUGUUACAGUAUGCUAAUUUUUUGUAAGAUAAAAAUAUUUCAGUUAAAUGUUUUCUUUAUGUACCUUAAAAACGGAUUCUAAAACUCGUAGUAAAGUAAGAUAUCAUUACAAAGUUCCAAAAACGAAUAUUCGCAAAAACUUCUUUACUCACCGCACUUGCUCAUUACAAAUUUCAGAUUCACCAAAUAUUAGACCUACAUUAGCAUAAAUACUCGCGCAUAACCAUCCCCCGGUUUCUAACUCGUAAUCCUGCAUCAACUUAUUCUUUGUCUUUUCAUGUAUUUUAUGAUUUUAUACUUGUUUGUCACGUUGUCCCACAACGUAUUCAAUAAAUAAAUAAAUAAAUGAAUAUUGGAACAGUGAGAAAUCGACUUGUAAUAUAAUUUUGAAACAAUCAAUUUUUUCGAUUUUUAGUUGGAGAAGAACAGAAAAACCUAGCAGAAUUCAGAAAAUCAACAAAAACUAUCAAAAAUUGUUGAAACAGUGAAAAAUUAUCAGAAAAUAAUUUGAAAUUAAAAUCUUGAAAUUUUGUGAUUUUUUUGAUAGUUCUACAGAGAAACAAAUAAUUGAAUAAAACUCAAAAACAGCCCGGAAUUAUAAAAAAUUUGAAACAGUGAAUUUUUUCUUCUGAAAAAUUAGCAGUCUAAUAGGCAAAUGUCUAAAUUACAAAUAUCAAAUUUUAAGAAAACCACAAAAACUUCAAGAACUUUUGAAACAGUGAAAAAAAUAGAAAAAUAAUUUUCAAAAUAUUUUUUGGAAGUUAACAUCAAAUUCAAAAUCCAUUAAAAAACUAUCAAUUUUUGAAACAGUGAAAAUUUUUCAAGAAUUUUCUUCCAUUUUAUGUUAAAAAUAGAAAUCGACAAUAGAAAUUCAAAAAAAUCCAGAAUUUUUCUGAAAAUUUUGAAACAGUAACUUUUGCUUAAUGGAAUAAAAAUUCAAAAAUUCACAAAAAAUUAUUUAAAAUUCUUGAAAUAGUGAAAAUAAAAUUCCAACAAACCUAAAAACGUUCUAAAACCUUUAAGGGUAUUAGAGAAUUUACGUUAAGAAUAUAUAAAAACUUUGCCAAGCUCCUAAAUCACCUGAAAAAGCCUCAAAGACUGUAAAGCUCCCUAAUUCACCCUAAAGCCUUAAGAAGAUGUAAAAUCAUUUAAAGAACCUUCUAAAGCUCCUAAGUUACCCUAAAUUCACCCUAAUUCUUUGCAGAAUACGGUUGUGAAACACUGUUCAACGAUGAUAUUUCUCGCUCUCAUUUGGGUCUCUUCAACUAUCCAAACAUUGAAUUCAAACCGGGUUUCACCGAAAAACCAGCCGAUCAUUAUUAUCGCCAAUAUUAUUUGGCAUUCUACAAUAAAUGGAAAUAUUUACCGUGUAAAGAUGGUGAUCAAAUUCAAUGGGAAUUUGUGCAAAUUUGGAGAAGAUUUGCACAUUAUUAUAAGGAUAUUUGUCAUUUUGGAUUCACUUUUAUUUCGUCGUAGGUUUUUUUGGGGGAAAAUUGGGAAAUUUGUGAAUUUUUUGAGGGUAAAUAAGGAUAGGCUUCGGAAAUCAUCAAGCUUGCAUCAAAUCCUCGAAUUUUCGUGUAAUAUUUCUAGAAAUUUUGAAACAGUGGAAUAAUUUUGUGAGGUAAAUUGAGCAUUGACAUUAGUUUUUUUUUUCAAUCAUCCAGAAAUUAAUAGAAAUUUUGAAACAGUAAAUUUUUCCUGAGAAAAAUUGAAAGCAAGAAAAUAUUUCUAAAACUUCAAGAUUUUCCUGAAACAGUGAAAAAAUUAGAAAUGUGAAUUUGAAUUAAAUUCAUCGAAUUUAUCAAAUGAAGAUUUUUUCAGCAAAAUUAUCAUAGAAUUUUUGAAACAGUAGAAAAAUUACAUAGAAUUUUUAUGAACAAAAUUCAAGAAACAUUGAUUUUUGGCAUUUUUUCCAAUGGAAUGCAUUUGAAAAUUGCUUGAAAAUUUAUUGAAUUUUUGAAACAGUGAAUUUUUUUCGAUUCAAAAAUAGUUCAUAUUCAAAAAACAUAGAAAGGGCUUAUCAAAAAUCUCAUUUUCUUUGAAAUUCUCGAAGAAUUUUUGAAACAGUAAAUAAUUUACUUGAAAUUAUUUUAUCAACAUUUUUUGAUUUAAAAAUAAAUAAUUAAUGUUCAAUUUUUCAAAUCCUUUCAAAAUUCAUAGAAUUUUUGAAACAGUGAAUUUUUUCUUCAAAAAAAUCUAUCGAAAAGUUCACACUUCGAAAAUCCUUCAUAAUUUGAAUUUUUUUGAAAGAAAAAAUUUGCUGUUUCAAAAUUUGUGUAUAUUUUUUCUGACAUUUUCUGAACCGAUAUUGUACCAAUUGAUCAAAUUUUAUUUUUUGCCACGUGGAUUUGAAAAAUUUUCUUCUAGAGAAACUUUACAUCCCGUCGAACGAAAUUUGAAAAAUCCCAGCCAAAAUUCAUAGAACUUUUGAAACAGUGAAUUUUUAAAAAUUCAAAAACUUGUUAGAAGUCCCAAAAUUUAGUAAUUUAUAAUUCAGAGAAACAAAAAAAAUUGAUAAAUCUCAAGACAUUAUUCCCAAUUAUCGGGUUAAUUAGUACUAAUUAAUUAAUUAAUUAACAGCCAAAAAUUGUAUCUCGAAAAUCCUUUUUUUAACAUUGAUAUUGCUCAAAAUAGGAGGAUCUGAAAAAUUUGGAAUUUUUUUCCAGAUAAAAUUUGCUGUUUCAAAAAGUUUUUAUAUAUUUUUUCGGAAAUUUUGAAAUAUUCCACACCACCUAUGUUUUGUUUCGAAAAAUAUCGCUGUUUCAAAGGGUCUAGAAAUCCACGUGGUAAAUAAAAACAUAAUCAACAUGCACCAAAUUUAUGGAAUUUUUUUUGAAACAGAGAAAUUUUUGAAUUGAUAAAUUUUCAUAUUCCAAAGAACAUACAUCAGUAACCUGAUUUUCUCUGAAAUUAUUAUAGAAUUUUUGAAACAGCGGAAAAAUUACAUAGAAUUUUUAUGAACAAAAUUCAAGAAACAUUGAUUUUUGGUAUAUUAAUUGUAGCUCAAGUAACAGAUAAAAAAUAUUUUUUUCAAAAUACAUGAAAUUUUUGAAACAGUAAAUAAUUUACUUGAAAUUAUUUUAUUAACAUUUUUUCGAUUUAGAAAUAAAAAAUAAUCAUAGAUCAAUUUUCCAAAUUUUCUUUCAAAUUCAUACAAUUUUUGAAACAGUGAAUUUUUCUUCUCAAAAAAAUCCAUAGAAAAGUUCACACUUCGAAAAUCCUUCAUAAUUCGAUUUUUAUUUGAAAGAAAAAAAUUGCUGUUUCAAAAUUUGUGUAUAUUUUUUCUAAGAGCUUCUGAAGCAAUGGAACAUUAUGCAUUUAUUUUUUUGCCACGUGGACUUGAAAAAUGUUCUUCUAGAGAAACUUCACGGUCAGUUUCGCCGAACGAAAUUUGAAAAAUCCCCGGCUAAAUUAUAUUUGAAACAGUGAAUUUUUUUUGAUUAAAAAUUUCAAAAACCAUUAGAAGUUCCAAAAUUUAUUCAUUUAAAAUUCAGAGGAACAAAAAAAUUGAUAAAUUUUAAGACAUUAUUUCUAAUUAUGUAGUUAAUUAGUACUAAUUAAUUAAUUAAUUAUCUAAAAUCCUUAUUAAUCGUAAAAAUAGCUAAACCAAAACUUUUUUUUGUUCGAAAAAAAUUCACUGUUUCAAAAUUUUUGUAUAUUUUUUUUUUUAAUAUCAGAAACUGAUUCAGUUAUUUCACCUAAAAAAAUGUACUGUUUCAUAAUUUUUGUAUAAUUCAUUUUUGAAUUUAAAAAUUUAUUCCGGCUUAUGAAAUUCCACCUAAAAUUCCCAUAUUUUUUGCAGAUUAACCCAUGAUUCUCCAUUUUUGGUUGAAACUUUGGAUGAAAGAUUGGCUGGAAGUUUGAGUGAAAUGAAUUUGGAAGGAUUAUUGGAUAAUAGUUUAUCGAUUAUUAUGGGAGAUCAUGGAAAUCGAAUUGGAACUAUACAAUAG
Messenger RNA from Caenorhabditis angaria, 7696 nucleotides. The record is from the annotation of a GenBank genome assembly. Lineage: Eukaryota; Metazoa; Nematoda; Chromadorea; Rhabditida; Rhabditidae.